AUGUCUUUCAGUGCGACUGGUGUACCAAAGCCACUACAAUCGCGACCCAAAAAAUCGCCUAUUCAACUACUCCGCUCGGCUUCUUCACCCUUUGGCAAUCAUCCGCGACGGAAAGCCGCGACCACACCGCAAGCUGGGGUCAAGAGAAGUCAGUCCGAGGCAAACCCCAGUAGCGAGCAACCUCUAGACAACACUGGCAUUGUUACGACAUUACCGCCACCGAAAGUACCACAAGAUGUGGUUAGCCUCAUUCGACACAUUCAACAGCACACAUGGACCGACAUACCAGAAAGAGCAGCGGGUAUGAACAGCACACGAAUAGCCGAAGUCCUCAACUUUCGAAAGAACAUGCCGCCAAUAGUCUCAAUAGCACAUCUACACGCAGUCUCUACCUCGACCACAGCGACUGAGCGCCAACUAGCAACCCUGAUCCACUCCGGCACCGUCAAGAAGAUAAACAUACCAGGAAGAGGAAAAGGUGGUUUUGCAAUUGGCGAAGGUGUCAUCCUAGUCGAGGAUUGGAUAAAUACCAUACAACAACACUCAGCUCUAUCUCAACAACUAAAACAGAAAUAUGCAAAAGUGCUGGAAGAGAAUACGUCCUCAUACACCGUACCAGCAAGCCUAUUCCAGCCAGAAGAAGUUCAAGAACUCAUAGCAGCUGGAUUUAUGACGUCUACAAGUGUACUCAGCGGCGACCUUUUCUCGCUUCCCGGCCAGGCAUCUUCUCCAGGCUCCUCAUCACUAGCAAACUCAUGGUCCACAGCAGCAACAGGAACCCUAGCAGCCACGGGAGGAGCCUCUGCAGUUCACCUCAACGGCGGCGGCGGCAAAGGACUAAACCUCACACCCUCAACCCCAAAAUCUCCCUCUCAACAACCACAAACCCUGACAUUCUCCCUUCCAUACACAGGAGCAUAUCUCCGUCUCGUAACAGAAGCACGGACACACCUCUUCUCUCUCCUCACAAAAUCAUCUCCAAAGUACAAAGAAAGCACGAGGGAAAUGUUGAGGGAGAGGUGGGAUGGAGGGAUACCGUUGGAAGACGCGCAGAGUAGAGCCAAGAGAGCUAGAGGCGAGUGGAAUGGUGUGCUGCCUGGCAAGACCAAAAAGUGGAAGGCGUUCUAUGGAGCGAGGUUUGAGUGGAUCCUCGAAGAAUGUUUGGGUAGUGGAGGGGUAGAGUGUUUCAGGACGGGGAGUGUUGGCUUGGGGGUCAGGGUUACUUGA
Messenger RNA from Aureobasidium melanogenum CBS 110374, 1227 nucleotides. RefSeq lists its product as uncharacterized. Gene Ontology annotation, biological process: positive regulation of Ras protein signal transduction; protein phosphorylation. The record is from RefSeq and is a predicted model, not a curated record. NCBI's taxonomy places the organism in Eukaryota, Fungi, Ascomycota, Dothideomycetes, Dothideales, Saccotheciaceae. The coding region runs from base 1 to 1227 and encodes 408 amino acids. Gene Ontology annotation, molecular function: protein serine/threonine kinase activity. The transcript has a single exon.